AUGAGACUCCCACGACAAGACGUCGAAUUUCGAGCUUGCGAUGGUAUCAUACUACGUGGCUGGCUAUACCCACAACAGGAGACCUCGCCUUGUAUUAUCAUGACCCACGGUCUUGGUGGCACCCGCCACUUCCUGCUGCCUAAUUUUGCGUCGGCUUUUCACGACACAGGAUACGUGGUAUUAUUAUAUGACAACCGUAAUUGGGGAGACAGCGAUGGCCUGCCUCGACAGGAGUCCAACCCACCGUUACAGCAAGCAGAUUACUAUGAUGCAUUCAACUAUGCAGCCACUAUUCCCUGUGUCGACAAGGAUAAGAUAGUGUACUGGGGUAGCAGCUUCUCUGGUGGGAACGUCAUCUACGCUGCAGCGAUCGAUAAGCGGAUCAAAGCUGCUAUCAUUCAGUGCCCAGCCGUUUCAGGCGAGACUAGAUCACUUGCGUUCAAAGAUCGUAUUCCGACUUUGCUAGAGGACCGGUGUCGGAUUACCUCCGGGCUGGACCCAUCAAUUGUGCCGCUGAUUGCUCCGGAUCGUGAAUCUUCCGAUCCCGCCACAACAACCGCCAUGUUUCCCACAAAGGACGCCUAUGAUAUAAUGAGUCUCCAAAAGACUUGUGGCAGCCGCUGGGAGAACUACAUCACUUCGCAAACCCAACUACAUAUGCUCAGCUUUGAGGGUCAGUCUAUGAUUCACAGAGUCUCCCCAACACCACUUUUAUUUGUUGUUCCCGGUAACGACGUCUUGGUAUCAACAGCAUCCCAAAUGGAUGCCUUCAACAAAGCUCGGGAACCAAAAGAGCUACUCUACCUGGAUGGAUGUGGACAUUUUGAUCUUUACAGGGGAGACUAUUUUGAGAAGAACAUCAAAAUGCAGACUGAAUUUCUCGACCGCUACGUUAAGCAGUAA
This is a messenger RNA of Fusarium venenatum, 903 nucleotides long. Its product is annotated as alpha/beta superfamily hydrolase. NCBI's taxonomy places the organism in Eukaryota, Fungi, Ascomycota, Sordariomycetes, Hypocreales, Nectriaceae. The record is from RefSeq and is a predicted model, not a curated record.